UGCUUGUGGGUGGGGUUUGUUUUGCCUCUACAUUUUCAUCAUAUGUGAAGCGAUUGCUUACUAGCUAUGUCUUGUUUAUUUGUGCUAUGGAUUUAUUUCAUUAUUAAAAUAAAUAUAUUGGCACAUUAUUGAUUAGUUGAAAGCCCGUUCCUGACAAAUUUCACAGGGGAUUGCCCGUCAAACAUAUUUCAUAACAUAAAGUAAUAAAAUUUGGACAAGGGGUAUAUAUUUUACUAUUUUUGCGUAAAAUAGGAUCUCUAUUUUCCAUAAUUACAAUAUCCUGCUAUUAAAGAGGACUGAUUGUGUACUGCAUUACUGAUUGUUUUACUAUAUUUUUUUAGUAAACAUACAAAUUUUAAACAUAGAAUAAUCAUGAUUUUUAAGAGUUUCAUAAUCAAACUUGUUUUUUCUUCCAUAGUGAGUUGGGAAUAAGAUCAUAAAAUAGCUUCAACUCUCUUGUUUUACACAUAAAUUAUUGUUCUUAUUGUUCUCAUCAAGCAUGUCUCAAACAUGUUGUUUAAAAAACUCAGUUUUUACUUCAGAUCUUUUUUUAUUUCACUGUACAACAUUGCAACCAGUGACGCCAUAGCUUAGUAUUUAUUAACUCUUGCAUUUUGUGUUGAAGAUCAGGGUUCUAUUACCUUUGGCAAUGAUUCAAUAUGGUUUGACAGUUAACACAGUUGAUGACACAAUAAUUAACAAAAUGGAUGGUUGCAUUAUAUAUGACCAUAAUGUCCUGGAUAAUAUUCAAGUUAUUGCUUUUGUUGGAUUUUUUUCAUCUGCAUUGAGUAUACUUGGUACAGUGUCCAUAAUUGGUUUUAUUCUUUGGAAAAGACUGUAUUUUCAAAAGGAAGUACGCCCCUUACUUCACCUGUCAAUAGCAGACUUUUUGUUGUCAUUGUUAUGGAUAUCAUCAACCAUAUCCUAUCUCACACAAGAUUUUCAAAAGCAAACUCAAACGCAUGCUAACAUAUGUUUUGUUUGGCAGUUGCUAACUGAGUUAAUUCAUCUUAUUACAUUUUUGCUGACUGUCAACUACUCAGUAAAUGUGUAUUUACAAAUGAAGAAGAAAAUAGAACGUGUACAUCUCAUCCACGAUUCUGCUGCAAACUUGAUGGAAACAACACAUGAACAAAAAAUCAAAAAUUUCUUAUAUUUAACUUCCUGGAUGCUUCCCUGGAUUUUACUUAUUCCAAUCUUUGUAAAUAUUAAACCAGAGAACAUAUCUCUCUGUCAAAAAUGCGUUCUUCUGAUAGAUGUUCCUCGCUUGAAAGGGAAUGCAACCGAGCUUCAGCGACAGUAUGGUUAUAUCAUCCUUGCCACGACUUUAUCCUUUUCAAUUGUGUCAAUUUCGGUUCUGUAUUGUAUAACUUUAAAAAUUUACUGGAAAGCUGUCCCAGGUUUUCGUACAGACCGAGAGCGAAAAAUUUUUUCAAACAUGCAGAUUCGAGUAACACUUUACAUGGUUUCUUUUUUGAUUUGUUGGGCUCCAGCUUUGAUUAUAUCCUGCACCAAAUGGAAUGAGCUAAGAAACAACACAGAUGAUAGUAAAAACGAUUUGAAGCAACUCUAUUAUCUAUAUCUAUUGCAGGCUAUUUUGGCACCUUUACAAGGCUUCUUAAACAGUCUGGUGUAUGGUUGGACACGAAAAUCAUUUCGUAACGCUGCUAGCCCAUCUGAUAAUCAUCGAAACCCUAAUUUCGCUACUCCGUAUUAUGACCACUUGCCUUCUGUGACGUCAUAUGACAAUCCGGAAGCAGAUAGUAGUAUGGAGGAGAGCGGACGUUACACUCCAUUAGCAUUGUAAUUAAACGCUGAAAUGGAACUACUUUUUCAUUCAUUUUUGUGCACAAAAAUAAAAAUGUAAAGUUUUUGAAUCACAUAAUAUAAAUAUGCAAAAUAUUUUGUAUUGACACAAUGUCAACAGUGCGAAGUAAAGAAGUAUUGUAAAUAUAUAAAGUGUAAAUUAUGUCAGUUUAACUUUUUAUUAUUUUUAUUCA
Hydractinia symbiolongicarpus is the source of this 2000-nucleotide messenger RNA. RefSeq names its product transmembrane protein 116-like. Gene Ontology annotation, molecular function: G protein-coupled receptor activity; L-tyrosine binding; dopamine binding. Gene Ontology annotation, cellular component: plasma membrane. The record is from RefSeq and is a predicted model, not a curated record. Gene Ontology annotation, biological process: adenylate cyclase-activating G protein-coupled receptor signaling pathway. Bases 650 to 1807 code for a protein of 385 amino acids. Lineage: Eukaryota; Metazoa; Cnidaria; Hydrozoa; Anthoathecata; Hydractiniidae. The transcript is spliced from 14 exons.